Eublepharis macularius is the source of this 4077-nucleotide messenger RNA. It is a transcript of the gene PGAP6, whose product is annotated as post-GPI attachment to proteins 6. The record is from RefSeq and is a predicted model, not a curated record. NCBI's taxonomy places the organism in Eukaryota, Metazoa, Chordata, Lepidosauria, Squamata, Eublepharidae. Bases 427 to 2739 code for a protein of 770 amino acids. Gene Ontology annotation, cellular component: plasma membrane. The transcript is spliced from 13 exons.
UCUUCUAUGUCGCGAGGUCGCCGCCGCUCCUGGAGGGGGACGGUGUGGGCGCCCGCUGCCCGGUGCAGCAGCAGCAGUCCUCGCAGAGGAGAAAGGGGAGCCUCGCGGCAGCUGAAAAUCCAGCCGCUCCGCCUCUUCUAGUUGCAUGGAAAUGCGUCAAGAUUGACGACGCCCGCGGGCGGGAGGGGAUCAGAGAGUUUACAACCUUUGUAAAGAGCCCCGGCAGCAGCGCCUCCCCACCUCUCUCCCUCCAGAAGGGCGGACGGAGCCCGCGGGGAGGGACUGUUGCGGGUCUCCCUGGUGACGUCAGCGCCCCCGCCGUCCCCCUCCCCCGAAGGCGACUGCUGGCGGGCCGGAGCUAGCGGCGAUGGCGGCUCCCGGGUAGGCGAGGCCGGGAGGUCUCAUUCUUCCCCCUCCUCCUCCUCGAUGGCCCGGGCAGUGCCGGGCUUCCCCCCCUUCCUCCUGCUGCUGUUGGUCCUGCAGUCACCGCCCCCCUUCGCCGCCUUGCCCGGCGAGAACGGAAAGUGGAGCGGUGCGUCCGACGAUCUGACCUAUGUCUCUGAGUAUUUCUCCCAGAGUGCUCAGAAGCUUUCAUUCUACAGUUGGUAUGGAAAUGUCAAACUCUUCCGCUUCCGUGUGCCAGAGGACACGGUCUUGCUGCGUUGGCUCCUGCAGGCAUCCAAGGGAAGUGGCCCAGAGUGUGGCAGUACACAGGUGACCAUCCACUUCCGUUAUGGGGCUCCUCCCGUCAUCAACCCUCUGGGCACACAAUUUCCCUCCAACACCAGCCUGCCUGGCUCCUUCAACCAGACCUUGACUCUGGCUGCUGCUUUGCAGAACAGCACGUUUGUCAACCUCACCAGCCCUGCAGCAGGUGACUGGUUCAUUGCUGCACACCUUCCUGAGGCGAAUGGCAAGAUUGAAGUGAAGGGCUUCUCCGUGCCGUGCACCUACACUUUCCAGCCUGACAUGUUUGUGCUACGCGUCCUUGAGGUGUCCAUCCUGGAGCCCAGUGUUCCCACCUGGCAGAUCAUCUCCAGGCCAGCUUGGCCUCUUCACACCAAGAUCUUUGUCCCUGAAUAUAGCACUGCACUAAAGCUCGAGGUGCAAAACUGCACGACGAACAUUUCUGUGGCCUGUGCUCUGCGUGUCAUGGUGGGUUCUGCCACCCUGCCGCAGUCCUUCCAGAAGGUACUCAACUGCACAGGGGAAGCAGCCUGCAGCCUCCUCCUGUCCUCACCACCAUGGGAAAAGUGGCUACGGAUCACAGUGGAAAGCCUCAAUGGGCCCAGUGCCAGGGUUGCCUUUGAGAUGACAGCCUCCUUUACAGCAUGCAAGCCAGGAGGGGCCAGCUCUUUCCUUAACUUCUACAAGAGUUUGAACCAAAGCCAGGAUAUGCAGCUUCCAGAAGGCAGUCUGAAUGCCACGAGAUAUGCGGCAGCUAAUGCUUCUGGUCAAGGAAACUCUUGCCUGUACAGCCAGCCAGUCAUCCGGGAAGACCUGGAUGUUGUGUCUGUGGUGUUCCGGAUCCUUGGGGAGUCCAGUGUGCCUGUCCAGGCUCAUUUGCCCACCCUGCUCCUUUUCAACCUGAAUUCAGGCAUGGACAGUGGAGGGACACUUGUACUGAACCUGCUGCUUAACAAGACCUCCUGGAUUCCUGGAAAUGCCACUGUGUUGGCUUGCUUGAGUGUUGCCUCCCCUGUGCUGAACCCAAAUGCCACAUGGGACUGCAGGACAGCAUUCUCCCAAGGCUAUCUGUUGAAUGUGUCGGUGUCCUCUAUGGAAGCUGCACUCACCGUUCCCUACCCUGAAUCUGGUAGCUGGUUCCUGUCCUUGCAGCUUGCCUGCCCGAAGCUCACAGGGGAAUGUGGGAAAGCCAAAGCCCUGGUGACCGUUACCACCUACCUCAGCCCCUGCUUCAACGACUGUGGGGUGUAUGGACAGUGCAGCCUCUUGCGACGCCUUGGCUACCUCUAUGCUGGGUGCAGCUGUAAGGCUGGUUGGAGUGGGUGGAGCUGCACAGAUGGCACAAAAGCCCAGUCUGUUGGCGCCCAGACAUUGGCAGCCCUCUUGCUGACACUCAGCAACUUGCUCUUCCUGCCUGCCAUUGCUGUUGCACUGUAUGGCUGCCAUUUGGUUGAGGCCUCUGUUUAUAUUUUCACCAUGUUCUUCUCCACGUUCUACCAUGCCUGUGACCAGCCCGGGGUGGCAGUACUUUGCAUCAUGGAUUAUGACACGCUGCAGUUCUGUGACUUCCUGGGUUCCGUGGUCUCCAUUUGGAUCACAAUUCUGUGCAUGGCCCAAGUAAAGAAAAUCCUGAAAUACGUCCUUGGUGUGCUGGGGACCCUCUUCAUUGCCAUGUCUCUGCAGCUGGAUCGGAGAGGGAUUUGGAACAUGAUGGGCCCCUGUCUCUUUGCCCUGGUCAUCAUGAUCUCAACUUGGGUUUAUCGUGGUGUGAAGCGCCAUCAUUGUUACCCCCCAUCCUGGAAGCGCUGGGCCUUCUUCCUCUUUCCUGGGAUCAGCCUGGCCCUCAUUGCUAUAGCUAUCUAUGCAUUUAUGGAAACCAAUGAGAACUACUAUUACACCCAUAGCAUUUGGCACGUCCUUGUGGCUAGUAGCGUGGCUUUCCUCCUCCCCCCAGGAGACAAACACAAGAAGCUGUGGGCAUGGUCACGCAAGCUCCUCUGUGGCUACCAGAUCUGCAAAAAUGACCGGGAAGAGCUCUAUGCAGUGACGUGACUGAUGGUGCUCCUACUGCAGUGCCUGCCAGACUUCUCUGCCAGAUUGCUAGCCACCUUUCCAAAUGCCACAGAACUGUGCAUGAAAGAGCAGGCUGGGCUGGCUAGUUAGGUGAAGAGUUUGGUGGUGAGCAGGCUUUGAUUGCCCCAUGAAAAGACUACGCAGUUUGCACAGACCUAUUCAAAGGAGGGUCCAUCUUGCAGCUCCGUCCUAGAACAGCCAGUGGAGUUUCUGGAACCUUGGUAAGCCCCAUGCUCUCACCAGCUCAGAGUCUCGUCUUGUUCAAACUGUGUGGCUGAGAAAUGUGAAGUGCAAAACAAGAACUGCCCUGAGAAAAUGAAGGUGCGAGCAGGUGGAAUCAAGUCCUCCUGUCAGGCAAUCUGACUGUGGGAUAGAGUUCAGGAUGCCAUGUAGCUUUCUGCAGCCUCACCCCAUUGGUAAAGAAGAGGGCAAGGUGGGAUAUUGUCCCUUUUCUCUUUGCAACAUCUCCCUGAAUUUGAGGGGCCGAAGCUGUAAGCCUGGGCUACUGAAAAGAGAUUUUGCCUACUGAACCUGUGGAAGGUGGAUGUGAUAAGCAUGGGGGGGCGGGCAGUAUGUCAGACCAGUCAUGCUUGUACAAAAUGUACUUUGCUCAGGGAAGUGCUUCCGUUGUUCAAUAUCACUGUGUUCUGAACAGCCUUGUCAGGUUGGUUGUAAUACCCAUUUCAGGUCAUGUGGGGAUGUGGAUAUUGUUCUCAGCCACUGUCUGUUUCCAUUCUAUUGUUUUGCAUAUAACUAUAGACGGAUAUGGUGGUUGCAGUGCAGAGCACACUGGAAUAGUGGCUGUGUGACACCACGGCAUUGAGCUGUGUGAAUCAAGCCAGGCUUGGAGUUUGGUGUGCCCUGCACUUCUCAACACUGAUUUUCUAGACAAGCUGUGUUGGGGUGUUUGCUAUUUGAAAGGAAUGGAAUUCAGUAGGAAAACAGUUAAGCAAGGAGAGCAAGGAGCCCUUAGCAGCAGCAUUUCCAAGCUGCCAAGUGGCUUCUGCAUGCACUGUUUUUCUGGCCUUUUACUUCACUGGGCCAGUUGCAGGGCUGCUACUUACAGUUAUCUAAUCUCUGCAUUAGAACAACCUUCCAUGCCAAACCCUUUGAUUUUUGCUGCUCAUUUUGUUUUGUUUUUAUUUUCAAUCACUACAGGGAAUUAAAGGGAAUGUAAUGUUCAGUGGGAAAUUGAUUAUGUUGAUUUACCUCAAGCAGAUUUCAGAACAUGUGGUUCUUUUAACUUGAAUGGCCUUUUUAAUUGUAAUGCAUACCGUGCUCUCUCAGCACAGGAAACCUAAUAAAAACCAAAGGAGC